AUGUCCAGCAAAGUCGUUAAUUCGAAAACAAAAAGAAGUAGAUAUCCUCGAACAGUUGUCCAGAAGUUGAAGUCUGUCGGGCAAGCUAUUGAACCUAAUUUACCAGUAAAUGGUGUCUCGGGUGCUGAUAAACCAUCUUCAAACAAUGCAUACUGUCCUCAUUGGUCUCAUGAUGACCUAAUUUCUGGUGUCAGAAAUGGAACACUUCUAUCAGGUAACCUUCGUAUCAAUCCGAAAAACUUCGAAGAUGGAUACGUAAAGCACCCGGCUGGUGAUGCCGAUGUAUAUAUCUCAACUUUAGCAUCCAGAAACCGAGCACUACCAAAUGAUAUCGUUGCUGUCAUGCUGGAACCAAAGCGCAACUGGAGGGUAUUUGAUUCUUUUAUCGAUGAAGCCACCAUGAGAGAAAUCGGGGAUUCAAAUCAGAAGAAGAAACUUAGAUAUGUUACUUUGGAACAGUUUCUUAAAAUUCAACCUAUGGGGUUAGAGCAACUCAUAGGAAGUUGUCUUGCAGAAGAGAUAGCACAGGAUCUAGAUUCACCUUCAGAUCCUAUUGAUUCCUCCUCAAGUGAGCAAGAUGUGCAAAGUCACAAAGCUUGGUGGGCGAUUAUACAAAGGACUGGCCAUGUUGUUGGAAUCCUUCAAUCGCUACAUUCCCGUGCUUUCAUAGGCAAUCUUCAAAUUCCUAGUAAUUUCCAAACUCCGAAAAAAGUAUCUCCGAAGGGUGAUCAGAAUAAUAACCAAUCAGAGGCUAUACGUACAGAUCCAGUUCUUUCUAAUUGGAAGAAUGCUGUGCUCAUACCUACGGAUACACGCCUACCACGAGUCUUCAUACCUCGUGAAGCUUGUCCGGAAGGAUUCCUGAAAAAUCCUGAAACCUACAAAAACGUUCGUUUCAUUGGUCGUAUCACUGAAUGGUUUGAUUCGAAUAUGUUCCCGAAAGGGGAGUUGUUACGAGAAUUGUCUUGUGACUCUUCCACUCUGAUUCAGGAUGAAACGGAUAGGAUUUUAGUUGGAGCAGGAUUUAUUUGGGGUGUGGAAGCAGCUUUCCAGUUUCCUGAUAUUGUCACUGAAUCAGUUCGUAAGUCUGUUGAUGACGUGAAUGCUAUUCGUGAGAAGGAUUUUAUUUUCCGUAAAGAUUUUCGAAAAUAUUGUGUUUUUACGAUUGAUCCCAGUACCGCUAGAGAUCUUGAUGACGCUUUGCAUAUUAGACAGUUGGAACCGAGUGAAAUAGAAAAAUUAGAAUGCAGCGGUUAUCGAAACGCAUUUUACGAGGUUGGUGUACAUAUAGCUGAUGUUUCAUAUUUUGUGAAACCAGACAGUCCAGUUGAUAAGGAAGCGGCGUCCAGAGCAACUUCUAUAUAUCUAGUGCAACUGUGCGUGCCUAUGCUUCCACGUCUACUUUGUGAAGAACAAUGCAGUCUUAAUCCAGGAGAAGAUAAGUUAGCGUUUUCUGUGGUAUUCACUGUAACUGAGGAUGCCAAGAUUUUAACAACAUGGUUUGGUCGUACAUUUAUUCGUUCUUGUUGUAAACUCAGUUAUGAAGAUGCUCAGGAAUUUAUUGAUCACCCUGAUAAGGACUGGUCGUCCAAUGAAUUUGUCAAGGUAGAUCAACCAUAUACCGUAAUGGAUAUUUGUAAAAAUGUCUUGAAGUUAAACGAUCUGGCUACUAAAAUGCGUAAAAGUCGUUUUCACUCUGGAGCGCUUCGCUUAGAUCAAGUAAAGUCUACCUUUUCUCUUAAUAACGAAAACGGACUACCAUUGGGUAUAGCCCCUUACAUUUCGAAGCAGAGUAAUUGGCUUAUUGAAGAAUGGAUGUUAGCAGCAAACAAAUCAAUUGCUGAACGCUUAGCUAAAUACUUACCCGACUCAGCUUUUUUGAGACGACAUCCACCACCAUCUGUAAAACAGCUGACCGAAGUUUCGUCUAGUCUAAAUGUUGCUGGGAUAAAUAUUAAUAUUGAUUCUGCCGGUUCAAUACAGGAUUCAAUUUGCCGUGAAGCAGGUUGUAAUGUCGAAGUUGGAUAUCACUACUCAGAUGCCCUUGUCAAAUUGUGUGAUGAUUUUAUGUCCAAUGUUUUGAUUCAUGAUGGCGAUUUAAUAGAAGAAAUGCAAAAAGUGGCCCUCAACUCAGUUGUUCAAAAGGAGAAGUUACUAUUCAAAACUCUUGAACAUGAAGCACGACUUCUUGUUACAGUUGCUUUAUUGACUAAAACAAUGAAUUUGGCUGUCUACUUCUGUUUAGGUCUACUACCAUCCGAGUUAUCGCCCUCACAUUAUGCUUUAAAUAUGCAAUUGUACACACAUUUCACUUCUCCUAUUCGUCGUUACGCAGAUGUUAUAGUUCACCGGCAAUUGUCAGCUACUUUGGCCAAAGAAGAAAGUGAUCCUGAAAAAGCAGAUUGGUAUUUAAGUACAGCCUUUCCAAAAGAAAUGACGCCAGUCGAAUUGCAACAACAGGCUGAGGUUUGCAAUUCUAAAAAAUUGUCUGCCCGACUUGCUGGGGAAGAAAGUGCUGAAUUAUUCUUUGUUCUGUUUGUCAAGGAAACAGGUCCAUUUAACGAAGUAUGCGCUGUAACAUCUGUGCUCGAUCGUUCAUUUGACGUUCUUAUCCUUUCUUGUGGUCUCACUAAAAGAGUUUAUUUACAGAAUCUAAAUUUGAAAAGUUAUGAAUUUGUUCCUCCCAAAACCGCUAUGGGAAAAGUCGUGGAGAGUGGAAAACUCUGUCUUCUAUGGAAUAGUGAUUUAUUAGAAAAUUUCAAUAUAAAGGGUUCGGAUUCUGCAGAUUGUAUUCAAAAUAUUACUGUUGGUUCGAAAACUACAUUAUCAAGUUGUGGUUGCUUUUAUAUGGAAAUUAAAGUUUUUGAUGUUGUCCGGUGUCGCGUUUCAGUUGAUUCUUGCAGUUCUAUAGACGAUGCCAGUCAGUGUGGUCGUCAAAAUACCUUAUUGCCAAAAUUACUUGUUACACUACUACGGUCAACAUGUAAAGAAUGUCACGUUGUUUAA
This is a messenger RNA of Schistosoma intercalatum, 3006 nucleotides long. The record is from the annotation of a GenBank genome assembly. Lineage: Eukaryota; Metazoa; Platyhelminthes; Trematoda; Strigeidida; Schistosomatidae.